Funneliformis caledonium is the source of this 247-nucleotide messenger RNA. NCBI's taxonomy places the organism in Eukaryota, Fungi, Glomeromycota, Glomeromycetes, Glomerales, Glomeraceae. The record is from the annotation of a GenBank genome assembly.
AUGGAAAUAGCGAAACCUUCAAAUAUGAUUGAAAAUCGUAGGGGACAUACGGCUGUAUUAACUUCAAAUGAUGAAAUCAUAAUUUAUGGAGGUUCUGGAGGUGUUAGCGAUUGGAGAGUUAUUCCAGAUUUAUUCGUUUUAAAUACAAAUACCGAACAAUUUGAAUUCACCAUACCACCAGUUACAUCUAAAAUUGGUCAAAUUCCUUUUCAGCUUGAAUCACUUGAAGUAUUAGAUAUCGGAGAUG